Bacidia gigantensis is the source of this 372-nucleotide messenger RNA. RefSeq lists its product as uncharacterized. The record is from RefSeq and is a predicted model, not a curated record. Lineage: Eukaryota; Fungi; Ascomycota; Lecanoromycetes; Lecanorales; Ramalinaceae. The transcript has 3 exons. Bases 1 to 372 code for a protein of 123 amino acids.
AUGCAAUUCGCCAUCAUCCUUACAACAUCCCUCAGCAUCCUCCUCACCCACGCCAUUCCGAUGCCGAACCCAGACACUAAGGCCGCCUCCCUCCUCGCUCGUGCGAACGUAGCCGACACAGGCCCAGACACUUCAUCAAUUUACCGCACCGGCUCCACCGGCUCCACCACAGAUAUUCAGGAUCCAGAUCAUAUCACGCCCGGCAGUAGUCUGCAGCAAGCCCAAGCAGGGUCAACGCCCGAGGAAAAGGAGAAGACCACGUAUAAGAAUGGGAAACCCUUCGUAGGUGGGUUAGAUCGACCGCAACUAAUAGAGGUGGUGGUGAUUAUGAGAUCUGCGCCAAGCGAGACGUGGAAGGCGCUGGAUGGGUGA